Messenger RNA from Camelus dromedarius (Arabian camel), 3392 nucleotides. RefSeq names its product armadillo repeat containing 9 (gene ARMC9). The coding region runs from base 141 to 2597 and encodes 818 amino acids. Gene Ontology annotation, cellular component: ciliary tip; ciliary basal body; centriole. Gene Ontology annotation, molecular function: protein binding. Gene Ontology annotation, biological process: cilium assembly. NCBI's taxonomy places the organism in Eukaryota, Metazoa, Chordata, Mammalia, Artiodactyla, Camelidae. The transcript has 25 exons. The record is from RefSeq and is a predicted model, not a curated record.
CUCCACGUGAUGCCAGGCUGGCGGCGGCGGCGGUUGCCGGGGCGACGGCUGGAGAAGUGGCGACCGGGCCGGGUAGGCGCGUGUGCCCGCGGCUAAGCAGAAGAGAUUUUUGCUGUGAGAAUUAAUAGUAACAGUUCAGUAUGGAGGAUAUUCUGGCUCACGAAUCGGAAUUACUUGGACUCGUGAAAGAGUAUUUGGAUUUUGCCGAAUUUGAAGAUACAUUGAAAACAUUUUCAAAAGAAUGCAAAAUAAAAGGAAAACCAUUAUCUAAGUCAGCAUGUGGCUCCUUAAGGGACUCCAAAUCAUUGAUAAUCCAGAGGGACCUCCUUGCUGCAUUUGACAGUGGAGACCAGAAGAUGUUCUUCGAUUUGUGGGAGGAGCACGUGCCCAGUUCCAUCCGAGAUGGUGACUCCCUCGCCCAGAAGUUGGAAUUCUAUCUUCACAUCCAUUUUGCCAUUUAUCUUCUGAAACACUCCGCAGGGAGACCUGACAAAGAAGAACUGGAUGAAAGGAUUUCCUAUUUCAAAACCUAUCUGGAGACCAAAGGGGCAGCACUGAGCGAGACCACAGAAUUUCUCCCUUUCUAUGCACUUCCUUUUGUUCCCAACCCUAUGGUGCACCCCUCAUUUAAAGAACUCUUCCAGGAUUCUUGGAUUCCAGAAUUAAAGCUGAAGUUGGAAAAGUUUCUGGCUUUAAUUUUUAAAGCCAGUAGCACGCCAAAGCUUUUAACAUUAUAUAAGGAGAAUGGACACAGCAACAAAGAAAUGUUGCAGCAGCUCCACCAGCAGCUGGUAGAAGCUGAGCGAAGGUCAAUGACAUACCUGAAACGGUACAAUAAGAUCCAGGCGGACUACCACAAUCUCAUUGGAGUCACAGCCGAGCUGGUGGAUUCUCUGGAGGCCACAGUCAGUGGCAAGAUGAUCACCCCGGAGUACCUCCAGAGCGUCUGUGUCCGCCUCUUCAGUAACCAGAUGCGGCAGAGCCUGGCGCACAGCGUGGACUUCACAAGGCCUGGCACGGCUUCAACCAUGUUAAGAGCCUCCUUGGCACCCGUGAAACUGAAGGAUGUCCCAUUACUGCCCUCCUUGGAUUAUGAGAAACUGAAGAAGGAUUUGAUUCUGGGGAGUGACCGCUUGAAAGCCUUCUUGUUGCAGGCUCUGCGCUGGCGCUUGACCACAUCCCACCCUGGAGAGCAGAGGGAGACCGUUCUGCAAGCCUACAUCAGCAAUGACCUCUUGGACUGUCAGAGCCACAGCCAGAGGAGUGUGCUUCAGCUGCUGCACUCUAAGAGUGAGGUGGUGCGGCAGUACAUGGCCAGGCUCAUCAAUGCGUUCGCGUCCCUGGCAGAAGGUCGCCUCUACCUUGCCCAGAGCACAAAGGUGCUGCGGAUGCUGGAGGAAAGGCUGAAGGAGGAGGACAAGGAUGCCAUCACCCGGGAGAACGUGCUGGGGGCCUUGCAGAAGUUCAGCCUCAGGCGCGCGCUGCAGACAGCGAUGAUUCAAGAUGGCCUCAUCUUCUGGCUGAUUGACAUCCUGAAGGAGCCUGACUGCCUGUCUGACUACACGCUGGAGUACUCGGUUGCUCUGCUCAUGAACCUCUGCCUCCGGAGCGCAGGGAAGAACAUGUGUGCCAAGGUGGCGGGCCUCGUGCUGAAAGUUCUUUCGGAUCUGCUGGGCCAUGAAAACCACGAGAUUCAGCCGUAUGUGAAUGGAGCCCUGUACAGCAUCCUUUCUAUUCCAUCCAUCCGUGAGGAAGCAAGAGCAAUGGGAAUGGAAGACAUCCUUCGCUGCUUCAUCAAAGAAGGCAAUGCUGAAAUGAUCCGCCAGAUUGAAUUUAUCAUCAAGCAGCUCAAUUCAGAAGAGCUCGUGGAUGGUGUUCUUGAAUCUGAUGAUGAUGAAGACGAAGAUGAUGAAGAGGACCAUGACACAAUGGAAGCUGAUCUGGACAAAGAUGAAGUGAUCCAACCCCAGCUUGGAGAACUCUCCGGUGAGAAGCUUCUGACCACGGAGUACUUGGGAAUCAUGACCAACACCAGGAAGGCGAGGCGGAGGGGGGCGGCCGGUGGGCAGUGGGGCAGCAGUGAGCCCCUGCGCCGGCCCGUCACCCCCGGCGGCCACAGGACCGGGUACCCAGCGCUGGAAAACCAUCCCGUGUCUCCUCAGACAGACCGACACGCCAGGAACGGCUCCCUUCCGUCCCUGCUGAACGCGCACCUUCCAGUCUGCAAAGGGGGCAAGCCUGGUGCUUCUGAGCCUGGUGUUUCCUAUCCGUCCGCCAUCGACGCCAAGCCGGGAGAGUGGUUGCCAGCAGGACGGCCAGGAGAGCCCCGCCUGCCCCCAGCGGGGGCCCCUAGGCGGCCUCGGGAGGUGCCCCAGGCCCCGGACAGUGGAGAGACUUCCAGGGAGUUUACAUCAGGCUUCACCUGCAAGCCCCGGGCCCCCCGCACCCCGGAGAUGCUGGACCUGAACCCACCCAAGGCCAAGGCGUCAGCUGUGUCCCCCCAGUUCUCCUUGUGUGGCCCCCAGCAGGCUGGCCGCCCCGGCUCCACGACGUCCUCCAUGAGGAGCCUGCAGAGCGGCCACACUUCCAGGAAGUGAGGACGGCUUCUUCCCCGGUGUCACCGUCCCCUUGCCCAAUGACCCAGCCAGCUUCCUGUUCUCAGCCAGCAGCUGCAGGUGACAGAUGGGAAGAGACAGUUAUCUCUGAGCCGCCAGGUGGCUUGAGGAGGCCGGCUCUCCAGCGUCCAGGGGCAGGCCCACCGCAGCCCGCAAGCCGGGCUCCUGCCACUGCCCUUCCUGCCUACCCUCCCCCAGCACCCAGCUGAGGGAGCAGCAGAGCCAAACCCGCUAGCCCAUCCAUCUCCAGAGCUUGCAUGGAGAAGCCAGGGCAGGACAGCUCAGCCAGAGACAGGACAUCGGCCUCAGUGGAAACCCGGUCCUCCUCACUGAGACCAACUACGAGGAAACAGAAGGAACUUCGAAUAAGGGAAACUCAUGCUCAAGCCUCUGCCCGAGCAGCAGACAUGGUACUUCUUUCCUCUUUUAAACUCUGAUGAAAAUUUGGUACCUUACCCACUAUGGCUGGGAAUACAGCUGUUCCAAAGCAGCCCCGUGCUUCUGCACAUGUGUUUUAAGGGCUCAGAGGGCUGACCAGUUUAAUGCCAUUUCCCUCCCUCCAUUAAGACCAUAGAUGCAAACAGCAUCAGUGGCACUGACUGGUCUCUGCAGGAGGAGGCCUAUGCUCGCUCUUUGCUAGGGGUGACAUCAGGGCCCACUUAGGAAAGAGGAAGAAACUUCACGUGCAGAGCCAGCAAUGUUACCCAAGCUAGUAGCAGGGUCUGACCUGUCCUAAAACAGAAAUAUUGAAAUAAAAUUAUCAGUAUUUAGAUGGUA